UCCUUCCACUUCCUUCCUAAAACACAACCACCAUCUCUGCCAAAACCAAACCAAACCCAUAGACCAACUCACCAGAAACACAAGGCCAGGCACCAACAAUGGCAAGACAUGGCCCCCAAAUCCAUGACCAACCACUCCAAGAAGAGGACUACAUAGACAUGGAGCUGAGCUCACCUGCAGCUGCAGAGGUGGUCACCAAUACAGCAAGCUUGCUUUGCUACACCACAGCCAUGGCAGCCUCCCCCCAGCAGUCAAGGGAGUUUGAGUUCCACAUGUCAGCUCCCAUUGACCACUGGGAGCCCGUGGCAUCACCAGCAGAUGAGCUCUUCUACAAGGGCAAGCUGCUACCGCUCCAUCUUCCACCACGCAUCCAAAUGGUUGAAAGGCUCCUCGAGAUCGCGGCUGACAAGGGCCUCCUCUCCGCGAGCACUGCACCGACGACACCAUACCAGUCGUGCCAAGUUUCACCAGCAAAUUCAUGUUAUGCAAGUGGUGAGCUCAACGCAGAGCAGUACUUCAAUGAGUGCACAUCCGACAGUAUUGCUGCUGCUGAGGUGGAAGCACUAGCAGCAUGCGAAAAGAAGCCAUGGUCCAAGAAGCUCAAGUUCAUCAGAAAUCUCAACCUUGGUCUGAAGCUCAAGGCAUCGAAGGCUUAUCUCAAGACAAUAUUUGCCGCUAAAGCGGGUGAUCCAGAGGACAAGGGUGGUGCACCAAGAGCAAAUGAGUUCUCCACUACCCAUGUCAAGAGUUGGAGGAAGAACCCAUUUGGCCAGAUCAGAAGCAACAGGUACACAACCUCGCCCAUCAGCAACAGUGCCACACUGGUAGGGAAGCUUAAAGAAGAUGAGUGUGGCCAUAGGAGGUCAUUCUCCAGUGUCAUUAUCCGAUAUUCGUCAUCAAACAAGACAUCAUCUGCCUCAUCAUCGUCAUCCUCGUCGUCAAAUUCAUCCUCCUACAUCCCAAGCUCAAAUGACUCUGGUUUGGGGCCAGUGCUCAGGAGGAGCAGCAGUGCAAGCUCGGAGAUGGAUAAUCCAAUCCAGGGUGCAAUAGCAUACUGCAAGAAGUCGCAGCAACUGGCCUCCGUGAGGAAGAGUGCAAGUGAUGCAGGUUUCAGGUUCAUGUCAUCAUCGGUGUCGAAGAUAGCUGCAGAAUCUGAAGAUGCAGAAGACAUUCUUGAGAUUUGCAGAAGACUGUAGUAUAGGUGUAUAAAAUUUCAACACCCUGAUGAUGUUGUACACAUUUGUAUUUUGAUCAUAUGGUUCCUAAAGACAUGCUAUCCCCUUAAAAACUCGGAUAUGUAAGUAACUCUGUCUACGAAUGAACAGCUUCACAAUGUUCCAAGUAGUAUUUUAGCACUUGACAUGGUUGUGGAAGUACCAAAGUGCAGAUAGAAUCCC
This is a messenger RNA of Hordeum vulgare subsp. vulgare (domesticated barley), 1397 nucleotides long. Its product is annotated as probable membrane-associated kinase regulator 4. Gene Ontology annotation, molecular function: kinase inhibitor activity. The transcript has a single exon. The record is from RefSeq and is a predicted model, not a curated record. Gene Ontology annotation, cellular component: plasma membrane. NCBI's taxonomy places the organism in Eukaryota, Viridiplantae, Streptophyta, Magnoliopsida, Poales, Poaceae. The coding region runs from base 99 to 1196 and encodes 365 amino acids.